AUGAAAGGAACUAAAACAGGGGCGGCGGCGACGACUGGGCGGCGGUGGUGGGAUCAGCAGCAGCAGCGAGCACCGGGGGUAGAGGAGGCGGAGACCCUGGCGGCGAGCACUGGGUGGCGACGACCAGGCAGCAGCGGCAGUGGCAGUGGCAGGGGCGAGCGCCGGGAGGCGGCAACCAUGCGGCGGCGGCAGUGGCAGUGGCAGGGGCGAGCGCCGGGAGGCGGCGACCAGGCAGCGGUGGCGGCGGCGGCGGCGGCGGCAGCGGCAGCGGCAUUGGCGAGCGCUGGGAGGUGGCGACCAGGCGGCGGCAGUGGCAGCGGCAACGUCAGCGGCGAGUGCCGGGAGGCGGCGACGAGGCGGCGGUGGCGGUGGCAGCGGCAGUGGCGAGGGCUGGGAGGCGGCGACCAGGCGGCGGUGGAGGUAGCAGCGGCAGUGGCGAGGGCUGGGAGGCGGCGACCAGGCGGCGGUGGAGGUGGCAGCGGCAGUGGCGAGGGCUGGGAGGCGGCGACCAGGCGGCGGUGGAGGUGGCAGCGGCAGUGGCUAGGGCUGGGAGGCGGCGACCAGGCAGCGGUGGCAGUGACAGCGGCAGUGGCGAGGGCUGGAAGGCGGCGACCAGGCGGCGGUGGCAGUGACAGCGGCAGUGGCGAGCGCUGGGAGGUGGCGACCAGCCGGCGGCGGCGGCGGCGGCAGUGGCGACGGCGGCGGCAGCGAACUCCGGGCGGCGAGGACCAGCAGCAGGUACGGCGUGCAGACGGAUGA
This is a messenger RNA of Schistocerca americana (American grasshopper), 759 nucleotides long. Its product is annotated as translation initiation factor IF-2-like. The transcript has a single exon. The coding region runs from base 1 to 759 and encodes 252 amino acids. NCBI's taxonomy places the organism in Eukaryota, Metazoa, Arthropoda, Insecta, Orthoptera, Acrididae. The record is from RefSeq and is a predicted model, not a curated record.